Molecule: messenger RNA, 1921 nt
Organism: Elgaria multicarinata webbii
Lineage: Eukaryota; Metazoa; Chordata; Lepidosauria; Squamata; Anguidae
Gene: ALDH9A1
Product: aldehyde dehydrogenase 9 family member A1
Exons: 12
Coding region: 130-1686 (518 amino acids)
Molecular function (GO): aminobutyraldehyde dehydrogenase (NAD+) activity; 4-trimethylammoniobutyraldehyde dehydrogenase (NAD+) activity
Source: RefSeq, a predicted model, not a curated record
UGCUCAUUUACUGUACGGCGGGGGCGUGGCUCUGGAGAAGUCCGAAGCAGUCCGGAGCAGCUGGAGCCCGUAUCAUCAGGAGCACGGUCGUGGGGACGCGCUUCCUUGUGCCUGUGUGCCAGUUCUCGGAUGCUUCUCAGUCCCAACCAGUUGUGCCUUCUACGUGGCUUCCCUUGUCUACUCCGUUGUGCUGCAAUGAGCACCAUCACUGGUACAUUUCAACUGCAGCAACCCCUCAACUACCGAGGAGGUGCCCGUACCCAGCCUGUGGAUGGAGACCACAGUGAAGAGACAUAUGAACCAGCAACUGGCCGAGUUAUUGCCAAAUUUCUCUUCUCUGGGGAGAAGGAGGUGGAUCUUGCUGUGCAGAGUGCACAGGCUGCCUUUAAAAUAUGGAGUCAGAAGUCGGGCAUGGAACGGAGCAGUAUCCUGCUAGAGGCUGCAAGGAUUAUCCAGGAGCGGAGGGAAGAGAUUGCAACCACUGAAACAAUCAAUAAUGGGAAAUCCAUCUCUGAAGCUUUAGUGGACAUUGAUGUAUCUUGGCAAAGUCUGCAGUAUUAUGCUGGCUUAGCUGGCUCCUUGGCAGGUCAGCACAUCCAGCUCCCUGGAGGAUCCUUUGGUUAUACCAGAAGAGAACCACUUGGAGUAUGUGUUGGAAUAGGGGCUUGGAACUACCCUUUUCAGAUUGCCUGCUGGAAGUCAGCCCCUGCCUUAGCCUGUGGUAAUGCCAUGGUCUUCAAGCCUUCUCCCUUCACCCCUAUCUCCGUUGUGAUGCUGGCAGAGAUCUACAAUGAGGCUGGUGUUCCCAAGGGGCUUUUCAAUGUGGUGCAAGGUGGAGCUGCCACAGGCCAAUUCUUGUGUCAGCACCCAAAUGUGGCCAAGGUCUCUUUCACCGGGAGUGUUCCUACAGGCAUCAAGAUUAUGGAGAUGGCAUCCAAAGGGAUCAAACCAGUUACUCUGGAAUUAGGGGGCAAGUCCCCCCUUAUCAUCUUCACUGACUCUGUCUUGGAAAAUGCUGUGAAAGGAGCUCUCAUGGCCAAUUUUCUUACUCAAGGCGAGGUUUGCUGCAAUGGCACUCGGGUGUUUGUGCAACGUGAGACACUGCAUGCUUUCACCAAUGAGGUUGUGAGACAGACCCAGAGAAUCAAAAUUGGUGACCCCUUGCUGGAAGACACGAGGAUGGGAGCACUUAUCAACCGACCCCACCUGGAGAAGGUCUUGAACUUUGUUAAACAAGCAAAGGAACAGGGUGCAGAGGUGCUGUGUGGAGGGGAUGUAUAUGUGCCAGACGAUCCCAAGCUGAACAAAGGCUUUUACAUGUCUCCCUGUGUGCUAGGAAACUGUAAGGACAACAUGACAUGUGUAAAAGAAGAGAUUUUUGGGCCUGUCAUGUCCAUCCUGCCCUUUGACACAGAAGAGGAGGUCCUGGAAAGAGCCAACAACACCCGUUUUGGCCUGGCAGGAGGUGUCUUCACCAGGGAUAUCCAGCGGGCCCACAGAAUAGCAGCUGGUCUCCAGGUUGGGAUGUGCUUCAUCAACAACUACAACAUCAGCCCUGUGGAGCUACCAUUUGGAGGAUACAAGAUGUCAGGGUUUGGUCGAGAGAAUGGCAAAGCAGCAAUUGAGUAUUACUCCCAGCUGAAGACUGUCUGUGUGGAGAUGGGCAAUGUGGAAUCGGUGUUCUAAUGUCCCUGUUUCAGUCAACUAAUUGCUGUUGAAGUGCUAUAUACUGUGAAAGUGACCUGUAGUGUGUGCCCAUAUUGUUGUCUUUCUGCUGCUUUGAAGAACUUCUAGUGGAGAAAGGUGAAAUAGCUCAUUGACUGAAAAGGCCAGUAAGUAGCUGAUUGUAUCUCUGCUGCCUUUUCUAGGUGGGCACUUUUUGUACCUUGUUUUCUGAGCAAAUAAAGGAGCAGGGAUUGAG